AUGGAGGAGGCUCCUUUGACUUUGGCGCAUUCGCACGCGCGCAAAGCAGCUGCCGAAACAUCAAAGUCACAUCUUGCUGUCGCUGCUACCGAACACCUCGCCGCCGCUGAGCAAUACGCCAAAGCCCAACCUUCGACAUCCGAUCCAGAGGCCGCACGUAUCCUGAAGCUCUUGGAAGAGCACCACCGUCAGCUCGCCAAGAUCAUUCGCUCGAAACACACCAUCGCAAAAGCCGUACAAGAUGCACAACUAGUCGAAUCCUCUGAGCCUGACGCCUCAGCAUCCACCGCCUCAUCCCCUGCCGUCCCUUCAACCCUACUUCCGCCGCCCACCGCUCGUAUACACCCGUCGCGGCGUGAAUCCUCACCCGCCCUUGCAAAAGAAAUAGCCACCCGCAGAGGCAUACCACAACAGCCAUCUUCGCUCAAUCCUCGCAAACUAGCCCCUUCGACCAGCCCAUCUACUCCUUCCGUCGACCGCCGUGCUCCUCCGUCUACCACCAGCUCCACUACCUCAGCCCAGCCAAGAGACCAAGACGAUGGCUUCUCCCGCUUCUACUCCAAUUGGACCACUGGUCCCCUCUCUCGCCUGUCGUCCAUGCUUGCUUUCACCGCCCUUCCUCUAACAGAUACACCCGAGCCCGACUCACCCACCUCGUCCCACCAUCAGAAGACAAGCGCUCGAGCCUCGAACGAUCCCGAUGUCAAGUCUCUCAUCUCGCCUGCCGCCUUGCACGCUUUGCAACAACAUGGUCACAUUGGUCCCGGAGAGAGCUUUUACGUUAUACCUACGAGCGGUGGCACUGCUUCCUAUGCAAACAUCGUCACACGUGAGCAGCGUAUUACUCGUCGCCAUCACCUCCCCAACAUCAGCGAGGAUGAUCCCACCGAAUUUGUCGAUGCACAAGAGACACAGCCUGCAAAACAGCCAAAUCGCGGCUUAAUCUCUGAACGAGAGGAAGAACUACAACUUCAGAACGACACGCUCAAGCAGGCUCUUGACCAAGUGAGCCACCGAUUGCAGGCAUUCGAGUCGCAUGCUCAGGAUGCUUCGAUGGCUGCUUUGACACACAGUGUGGCAAGCGUGCGGACAGCCCACUCUGCUGCUCCUUCCAACACAUCGAGACAGUCAGAUGACGAGCUGCAGGCUGCUCUGAAAGAGAUAAAGAGACUUGAGCAUGAUAAUGCCAAGUAUCGGGCAUACUACACCAAGCUGAAGGACAGUGCAAAAGCGAGGAGAGCCGAGCCCAAGAGCUGA
Messenger RNA from Aureobasidium namibiae CBS 147.97, 1257 nucleotides. RefSeq lists its product as uncharacterized. The transcript has 2 exons. Bases 1 to 1257 code for a protein of 418 amino acids. NCBI's taxonomy places the organism in Eukaryota, Fungi, Ascomycota, Dothideomycetes, Dothideales, Saccotheciaceae. The record is from RefSeq and is a predicted model, not a curated record.